Messenger RNA from Pelagomonas calceolata, 1495 nucleotides. Lineage: Eukaryota; Pelagophyceae; Pelagomonadales; Pelagomonadaceae. The record is from the annotation of a GenBank genome assembly.
AUGGGCAACACGCCCUCCGGUUCGGCCAAUGAGGGCGGCCGAAGCCGGCCGCCCGUCCCCGCCACGCCGGCCACGCCGGCGGCGCCGGCGGCCUGGGACGGCCCGCCCGUCUACGCCGAGGCCGUGCCCGUGGAGGCCACGCCCGCCGCGCCGCCGCUGAGCCCCGAGGCGCUGAGCCCGUCGGCGACGGCCGCGCCGCCCCUCGCGCACAUCGUCGCCGGGCUGCGGCUCGAGCUGGGGCUGAGCGGGAGCCACGUGCAGGUCGUGGACCAGGCCGUGGCCGAGCUGGGCCUGCCGCGGAGCUGCGGCAGCGGGCUCGUCGAGCGCGCGCGCGCGUGCUGGAACCUCCUCCACGGCGAGGAGGCCGACGCGCCGCCGCCGCCGCCGCCGCGGUCGACGCCCGGCUCCGACCGCGCCGCGCGGGGCGCGCGGUCGCCGCCCGCGCCGCGCGAGCGCCUGCCGACGCAGUACGACCUGAGCGUCGGGGACCUCGUCGUGGCGGCGACGGCCUGGAAGCGCGUCGCCGUCGGCGACCGGGGCGUGGUCGUGGGGCCCUGCGAGGACGCGGCCGAGAAGGCGCCGCACAAGCGGUGCCGCGUGCGCUUCGACGACGGCAAGGGCACGUACGUCUACACCAAGGGCCAGCAGGCCCGGCGCGCGCCGCUCGCGGGCCAGCACGUGCUGGGCGACGGGGUCAUCGCGCGCGCCGCCGUCCGGAACAAGUGCGCCGCGGGCGACCGCGGCGUCGUCGUGGGCCGCGGCCGGCGGGGCGGCCUGACGGUGAAGUGGGCGCCGAGCGGCGCGACGUGCGACGUGGCCGUGGCGGACGUGGCGCCGGCGCCGGUCGUGGCCGCGCCGGGCGCGCCGCGCAUCCUGAAGGGCGACGUCGUCGUCGCGUCCGUCGACUACGAGACGGUGAAGGUCGGCGACCGCGGCGUGGUCGUGGGCCCGUGCAGCGACCCGGCCAUGUCGCGGGCGGACCUGCGGGUGCUCGUGGACUUCGACGGCAAGGCGGCCUACAACUACCGGUGCGACACGCAGAUCCAGCUCGCGCCCCUGCUCGACGGCGCGACCUUCGUCCGCGACGACACGGUCGUCGCGCGGGGGCGCGCCCGGGGCGUCGUCGUGGGCCUGGGGGCCGACGGGCGGACGCUGCGCGUCGCGACGGACGACGGCGUGGAGGACGUCGCGCCGGCGGACCUGGCGCACGCGCCGCUCGUGGCCGACGCGCCCCAGUUCCGCAAGGGCGCGCGCGUCGUCGCGCGCGUCGGCUACAACGCGGUCCGGGCGGGCGACCGCGGCGUCGUCGUGGGCCCCUGCAACGUGCUGACCAUGCCCAACGCGUCGAAGCGCGUGCUCGUGGACUUUGGGACGGGCAAGGGCCUCUACAACUACGCCGCGGGCACGCAGCUCGACGUCGCGGCGGACGACGCGCCCGGCGUGUUCCCGUCGCUGAACGGCGCCUAGUUGUUCCCCCCCCCCUAAACGUCUGCCU